AAUUGCAUUGAAUGCUUAUGCAUUUGUUUUGUUGUUAGCUAGAAUUUAAUUGGGUAUGCUGAAAUUUAAUUGUUUGGGUGGGUUUAUGAGUGAGAUAAAUAGCGGAUUCAUAGGGGUUGAGUACUUGAGUUUGAAUGUGGUUAACUGGUUAUGCUAUACAUUGUUAAUUAGCUAUUUUUGCUGCGAAAUUCUCGAUUUACUUUUUUGGGAUGUUUAAUUUGGUGGAAAUUAUUUUUCCGUAUUAAAAGGGAAUUAAAGCAGAAAACUUGGAUGGAAAAGAGUUUUUUUUUUUAAAUUUUUUUUUUAUUAUUGCUUUGCAAAUAUUUGCCUUCAAAAUUUAGAAGGAAAUCAAUUUUUGUCCGCUCAACCAUCUCCAACAAUUGGAUUUCCCUGAGUUUUCCGUCAAACCAAACAAAAGAAAAUCAAUUGCCAUUCGUGUUUUCCUUUGAAAUUGUUAUCCAGACCAUAAAAAAUGUUUUCCAAUAAAUCAAUCACCGCCGUAGUUUAAUUCAGGAAAAUGUUGAUUAUUUUUGGAUUUGUGGUGAAGUUCUGGUGUAGUGGCUUGGUGCAUUGUUAAGCUAAGACUUUAGACUGGUGUAGGUUUUUAGGUUAUAUUUGAUGUACAUUUUCUAUUUUUUUUGUCACUUUCAUGUUUUGUUCAAUUCAUUUUUGAGAUGAGACUAGCCAUUGGAGUGUUGAAUCUGCUCACUGCAUUGGAGAUGAGAGUAGGAAGGUGUGAUUAGAAUUUUGAACAAUGGGUUUGAGUUGGGUGUGUUAGAAGCAUUUGGGUUUACUUUGAGCGUACUCGUGAGUUCCUAUUUCACCUAAAAUUUUCAAAUUGCUUCCAAACCUGAAGAUAUUGUGGGGUAAAUAUUCAAGGGAUUGAAGUGGGUAAUGUUUCAAUCUAAUUGAUUUUUUUUUGGCUGUGAGAAAUUGGAGAGGAGAGAUGUAAAUUAGAAGAGGAAAAGGUGACUGAUGGGAUGAUCUUCGUCUUUUCACGUUUAAAGAAGUCAAAGUAAAAGUUGGUAUUGAUAAAAUGUAUGUAGUUCUAAAAUCUAAACUUUUAAUAAGGCUUCCAUUUGUUUAAUACUUUUAUAAUAAUGAUUUAUAUUUGCUCAGUUCAAACUUGGUUCAUCAACUCCAUAAAUGAAGAGUAAAAUGCCUUAUUAGGAAAAUUUGUUAUUUGUUAAACAUAAACCUAAAUAUUGACCUCUUGCUCAAAAUAAAUCAACUAUUGAUUAGCUCAAAACAAACACAACUAUUAUAUGUAUCUUCUCAAAAUAAGCUUAUUGGUCUUUUUAGGGUUUAUUUUGUGAAGAUAAUAUAAUAGUUGUUUAUUUUUAGAAGAUACAUCUAAUAGUUGGGUAUAUUUUGAGUUAAUCUAUAGCCGAGUUUAUUUUAAGCAAAUGGGUAAUAGUAGGUUUUUUUCUUUUACAAUAUUUUCUUUAAAAUAAUCUAGUGAAGUGCAAUAUUGACAAACACAAAGUAGCAAAAGGCAUCAAAUUUUGUUUAAAACAUUUUUCAAACAAAAUGUCAUUUUUUUCCUUCCAAUGAGAAGGAAAUUUUGAAUUGUCUUGAUGAUGCUUCCCUCCAAAAUGGCUUUACUCUUGAGUUAUUAACUAUUAUAUGCUGCUAUGGUGUUCUUUUAGUAUAUAGUUUUUGUUGCUACUGUUGUUGGAUUAAUGUAUUUUUUUUGAAUGUAUAAUGUGAAUCUGUGACGACUCUUUAUAUUCGCGGUGUUGUGAGUGGUGAGAACAUUGACUUCAGCAGUGGACAGUGCUUAGGAAUAUUUAAAAGGAAGAAAAAGCUGGAGAAGCGUAUGCUCCAAAUGAACAACCUGUCAAGUCAUCAAAGGAAAAAAUGUCUAAAGCUGAAAGGCGUGCCCUUCAGGAAUCCCAAAGGGCUGCUAAGGCUGCUGCAAAAGCUGGAGCUGGGGUGUCGGGGAGUUCCAAGCAAGCUAAAGCUGCAAAGGCUUCUGUGCAGAAUAAAGAUAAUGCUUCUGUUGCAGCAUCUGAAAAGAAAGGUGGUGAUCGUCAGUCAGAGAAGGAGAGGAAAAAGGAUGUCCCGCAUCCUCGAAUGCAGUUUGAUGAUGAGACACGAGUGGAGAAAGCAAAAAAGCGCGCUGUUGUAAACAAGAAAGAAGUGAGAAACAGAGUUGAACUCUUUAGGCAUCUUCCUCAAUAUGAACAUGGAACACUGCUACCUGAUCUAGAGUCCAAGUUUUUCCAAUUAGAGCCAAUGCAUCCAGCUGUUUACAAGGUUGGACUCCGAUAUAUAACUGGAGACAUUUCAGGUGGCAAUGCCCGCUGCAUUGCGAUGCUUCAAGCAUUUCAGGAGGCUAUUAAAGACUAUUCGACACCGCCAGAAAAGGCUAUGAUUAGAGACCUUACUGCAAGAAUUGGUAGUUAUGUUUCGUUUCUGAUUGAAUGCAGGCCUCUUUCAGUGAGUAUGGGUAAUGCUAUUAGAUUCUUGAAGAAUCGAAUUGCCAAGUUGCCUUUGAGUAUGUCUGAGUCUGAAGCAAAGACUUCUCUGCAAUCUGAUAUUGAUUAUUUUAUUAAUGAGAAAAUACUGAUUGCUGACAAAGCCAUAGUCAAACAUGCUGUUACCAAAAUCAGGGAUGGGGAUGUCCUCCUCACUUAUGGGUCAUCAUCGGCUGUGGAAUUGAUAUUUCUACAUGCACAUGAGAUGGGAAAACGAUUCCGCGUAGUCAUAGUUGACUCACGUCCAAAGCUUGAGGGCCAACUUUUGCUUCGCAGAUUGGUAGCCAGGGGUCUGAAGUGCUCAUACACUCAUAUAAAUGCUGUAUCAUAUAUUAUGCAUGAAGUCUCUCGAGUUUUCUUGGGGGCUGCUGCAAUUUUGUCAAAUGGAACAGUUUACUCUAGGGUUGGGACUGCUUGUGUAGCUAUGGUGGCUCAUACCUUCCAUGUCCCGGUGUUGGUUUGCUGUGAAGCGUAUAAAUUUCAUGAAAGGGUUCAACUUGAUUCUAUAUGUUUUAAUGAACUCGGCGACUCCGAUGCAAUUUUAAAGGUUCCUGGUAGAAGAGAAAUCAAUUACUUGGAUGGUAGCGAGAAUUUGCAACUUUUAAAUCUGAUGUACGACACAACUCCUUCGGAUUAUAUUUCUAUGAUUGUAACAGACUAUGGCAUGAUUCCACCAACAAGUGUGCCAGUGAUUGUGCGGGAAUAUCGUAGGGAACAUUUGUGGAGCUAGACUUGAUAACAGAUAAUACCGCAACACAAUUUUGUACAACACAGUGGAAAUCGUGUUGCAGAACGAAAGAAACAUGGCGAUAAAGCCCGAGUCACUAUUAUCAUCACACCAUGGUCUUAAAUUGUUUGAAUAAUGUUUGCUUGUGUCCAAUUUUCCCUGUGUUUUGCUUUUUAUUUGUUUUGGGGUUUUAUUCUGACUCUGUGAAGAGUGCGAAUCCUCGCCUCUCCGGGCAGUUAUAUUGAUAUGCAUUUGUAGCCCAUGUUUGUAGUGAAUGCAAUUUUUCCCCUCCCCAUUUUUGCGUGGUUCGAAAUGUACUUUCCGGAGUUGUAAGAAUCUUAACGAUUUUACAGUAAUCUAUAUAUCAUCAUUUUGUUCGGUUUUCGACUUUCUACA
Molecule: messenger RNA, 3603 nt
Organism: Amaranthus tricolor (Joseph's coat)
Lineage: Eukaryota; Viridiplantae; Streptophyta; Magnoliopsida; Caryophyllales; Amaranthaceae
Exons: 7
Coding region: 1861-3210 (449 amino acids)
Source: RefSeq, a predicted model, not a curated record